AUCCAUCCAUCCAUCCAUCAGCCACCUGCAGCUGGAGCUGGAGACAUGAGCAUGAAGAAACUGACUUUCAAGUGGUUCGGCAGCCUCACCAACCUCACUUUCCGCCGCUCCACCGACAAAUCUGACUCCACGUCUUCUCCGUCAAAGUCGGAUGUACCCGGAGAUGGCGGUGACCUCUCAAAGAUCCUGGCUCCGGUUGCUGAGACGACUGUGGACGACUUGGGCGCCAUGCGGCCUCGCACUGCCAGCUACGUGCGCUCCAGUGAGAGCUACACGCACAUGGGCACGUUGCCACGGCUACUGUGGAAGAAGAAGAAUAACAAAGGAGGCCCGAGCAGCAGUAAGAAGAGCAGCAUCAGCAGAAGUCAAAGCCAGCGAUCCGCAGGGUUCAAAGACCGUGACCACCGAAGAAUCACGCAAUCCCCCUGCAAAGUGACCAAGGAUGAUGCUGCGAUUAAAGUGGACACUGGGACGCUCAGUCAGGACUCUGAACCACCAGGUGAAGCCACAAAAACCCAAAACAUCAUCUCUGCACCUACAGCUGCCUGCAAAGAGGUGGCGCCAUCUGGUGGUUCAGGUGCUGCACUGCAAACAGAGAGGAGAUGCAACGAGGAAGUGGUCACCCAGGAAGGUACACACAGGAAUCCUGAGGAGACCUCACCACUUCCUCUCAGCUGCAGCAAGGAGCAGACUCAUGAGGGUGAAGAGUCAGAGUCUGGGAUUUUAUCUGAGGUCACAGGGAGCACAGAACCGACUGAAGGAGCAGAUGAAGGAGACUCCAACGGCACUCACAGCCACAUGGAGCCAACCGACAGCCAGGCUGAAUAUGUCCAGUUCUCCAAGGAGAAGUACCUGCUGGAGUCUCCUCCAGAGAAACUUCGCAAGGAGCUGGAGGAGGAGCUGAAACUGAGCCCUGCUGACAUCAGGAGCCAUGGCUGGUACCAUGGGCACAUUCCCAGAGAGGUGUCAGAGACUCUGGUUUUGCGUAACGGAGAUUUCCUGGUGCGGGACUCUCUGACCAGUGUGGGGGACUAUGUUCUGACCUGUCGAUGGAACAAUGAAGUGAUGCACUUCAAGAUCAGCAAAGUCCUGGUUAAAUCCAAUGAGACCAAGGUGCAGUACAUGUUGGAGACUGACAGCUUCGACUCGGUCCAGGAGCUUGUGCGGUUCUACAUAGGCCAGCGCAAACCGGUCUCCCAGUCCAGCGGUGUCCACAUCUACUGUCCCGUGAGCAGGACUCUCCCCCUGCGCUACCUGGAGGCCACCUUCUCCCUGUCCAACAGCAAACAAGGCUCGGCCUACUCGCCGUCCAGUCAGAGGGGAGCGUACAUCAAGAGGCGCAGCGUCACCAUGAACGAUGGACUGACGACGGAGAAGAUGAUGCCUCACAGUGAUGACUCAGACAGUCCCAGCCCAGUUGAGACACCGGUGGCACCACCAGAUCCAGAGCCGGAACCUGUGCCCAACUGCAGCCCGUCGACAAUCCACCACCACAAAGACGCAAUGCGGAACUGUGCGAUGAGCAUGGACCAGAUUCAGGAGUACCGCUGCCCCCUGUCACCUGUCGGGGAGACCCCACUGUCUCCUGCAUAUAGUGCUAUCACCAGGCAGAGAGCCCUCUCAGGGGGGCGCGUCCUGGCCGUCGUCCCACCCUCCCCAGUGAUGCGUCAGUCCAGCGACCCUCAGCUCAGCCCCUUGGCUGGUAGCAACCCUCCGGAGCAUCCCGCUCAUACCUCUCACUCGGCACACUCCUCACCCGCCCAUCAUCCCGGCUACCAAUCUCAUUCCUCAGAGACAGCGGGGAGCUACUGUGACCUCAGACCUUGCCCCGGACCCCCCAAGCCCCCAGCGAAGGGCUACGUGGAGCGGUUGCGAGUUGAGGAAGGGAGGGAGGAGGGAGCGAGGGAGGAAGGUGAUGGGAUGUUCUGCGCACCACAGGUGGAGAGGACAUCCUCAUUCAGGCCGUCCAGGUACGAGUCGUGCCUCAUGCCAGCUGAGAACAAGCCUCUGGAGAUGUCGGUGCUGAAGAGAGUCAAAGAGCUGCUGGCUGAGGUGGACGCCAGGACGGUGGCCAAACACAUCACCAUGGUGGACUGCACGGUGGCCAGAAUAUUGGGUGUAACCUCAGAGACGCAAAGGAUGAUGGGAGUGUCCUCAGGGCUGGAGUUACUGACGCUUCCACACGGACACCAGCUGAGACUUGACCUACUGGAGAGGUUCUACACCAUGUCUAUCAUGAUGGCAGUGGACCUGCUUGGCUGUACUGGAAGCACUGAGGAGAGAGCAGCCCUGCUCCAUAAAACCAUCCAGUUAGCAGCCGAGCUGAAAAGCAACAUGGGAAACAUGUUUGGCUUCGCUGCUGUGAUGAGAGCCCUGGAGUUGCCACAGAUUUCCCGCCUGGAGCAGACCUGGGUGACGUUACGGCAGAGACAUACAGAGGGCGCCAUUCUAUAUGAGAAGAAACUCAAACCUUUCAUGAAGAAUAUGAAUGAUGGCAAAGAGUCCAGUACUCUGUCCAACACGUCCUUCCCCCACAUCAUUCCCGUCCUGUCCCUGUUGGAGCGCGGCCUUGCUCUCGGGGAGGCGCUGGAGCCGUGGGAGAGUGCCGAGGUCGGAGUAGACGUGGUCAUGUAUCACCUGGAGGCAGCUCGCACCAUCGCACAUCACGGGGGAAUCUACAGAAGCAACACUGAGGGCAAACUGCAGGGACUCCAGGAGCGAGGAGAAAUACACGAGAUCUUCCAGACAGAGUUCCAGAUGCGCCUCCUGUGGGGCAGCCGCGGCUCCGAGGGCAGCCAAUCAGAGCGCUACGAGAAGUUCGACAAGGUUCUCACUGCCCUAUCUCACAAGCUAGAGCCUCCUGUGCGCCAGAGCGAGCUAUAACACACACCUCAGUGCCCGCCAUCAAAAGAAAAAUUUAACACCCCCCAUCUGCACUCCCUACUCAUAGUCGUACGGUCUUAUUUUGCAUCGCAGAGGAUGAUGUGGAAGAGUCCAGUAUGAACGCUGGGAGGGGUCAGAGUGAACGAAGAGGCAGCUACGUGUGCGUUGAGCACUAGGAACACAGAAAAGAGGGUUAUGCACUUAUAACGUGUUGCACUGACUGUGGACUCCAAAUACUCCCUGUGGACUUCCUCACUUCAAAUAUUCAAAAGGCAACAAAGAGGAGAAGAAUAUGGGGGAGACGGGGGACUGGCUCUUGUGCUUGGUACAAAUGGACACAUGUACUGUGUCCCCCGAGGGCCAAACAGGACUCCAAUAAAACACAGACACUCUCUUGUUUCAGACUACUGCUGUCGCACACUGUAGCAGAAAAGACAACAGUAACUUAACAUGGCUCAUACAUCAGAUGGAUGCUUUGUCUGUGUGAAUGAGUGUGUCUGUGUGUGACAGUCUGUGCACAUGUGUGUAUGUUUACACUCCUCUGUUUCUGUGUGUCUUUCAUCUUCAAUGUGUUUGUCUUAUUUAUUUGAUAUGAUCAAACCAUAUCUGCAUAUUAUAGACUUUGCUUCACCAAACUCAUAAGAAUCCAUUGGUGCUUGUUCUGAGGGAACCGUGUUCAUAAAACCCCAUUAACUAUGUAUCAAGCAGUCCCAUUAAAUCCCAUUAAAAAUGUAUCAGGCCUGCAUUAAUAAAUGCAUCAGAGAUGAAACAUUUGCAAUAGCAACGCUGCAACGUCUGUCCGAGGGUUUUAGCGAUUCGCUAAAAACAAACCUCAUUCUGUUUUAGCAUCUUGACGAGUACAUGUGAUAUUGUGCAACUUGAGCACAAAGUGAAGCUAAACACAAACAUUUUAAUGAGAGUUAAAGAAAAGUUCACUUGAACAUGUGCAUCAGUACUGACAAAAGCUUCAGUAAUGUGAGCUGCAAUUUGUGGAAAUCAUAAAAAUGGUUGAAGCAAAAUGUUGCAUCAGGUAAAAUGUUGCUUUAACAUCUUUAAUCUCAUUUCUGUUUGGAAAUAUUCCAAACUAAGGAAAUUGAGUACACAUCCCUGCUGCAGAGAAUGAGUUUACAGGUCUGUUUUAAAUUUGUGUUUCUGCAAUAGAGCCGAAAAGAUCUGAAUUGUGAUGUCACAUUUGGUUUGAAUUUCCGUGUUAAAUCAUCGCUGUAUUAACAGCACGUGGCCCUGAGAUGGCUGGAGCCAACUGUCAGGCCUAUGCAAUCAUUUAAUUUCAGGUAUUGCAUUCAAUUUUUCUUAUCCAAACUGAUAAUCUAUAUAUGAAUGAAACUCACAUCAGGUAUCAAUAAAUAAUUCCAAAAAAUAAACAUAUAUAUAUAACUCUAGCCCUAGAGCUCAUGGAUGUGUGGAUGUCCCAUUCUCUGGUCUGAACCAUAUUUGAGGUGAGCUCAUGUGACAGUUCCCACUAUUGUCCAGCAGGGGGUAAUGUUCAUUCAGCAUAAAACACCACAAUGUAACAGGAACAGACACACACAAGUGAAAGCAUUUAUUGUGUGUGUCUUGAGACCAAGGUGACGCCUGCUGGUUUAGGUUUGAUAUGUGCAAACUGGUGAUGAAGAGGAAGAUGUAAUGUUUUUAAUUGUCGUCUGUCGAAUGCUGUACAGGAAUGCUCGGUAUUCGGAUCCUCCUGUUAUGUCUAACGGGGCCUUGAAAAGCAAAAAAGACAAGAACCGAUUUAGGACUGAUCUCAUGUUUUUCUUACGUACUGUACAUAACGACUCCUUUUUUUUCAAAUAAAAUAAUUGCUCGUC
Messenger RNA from Paralichthys olivaceus (Japanese flounder), 4709 nucleotides. RefSeq names its product SH2 domain containing 3Ca (gene sh2d3ca). The record is from RefSeq and is a predicted model, not a curated record. Lineage: Eukaryota; Metazoa; Chordata; Actinopteri; Pleuronectiformes; Paralichthyidae. Gene Ontology annotation, molecular function: guanyl-nucleotide exchange factor activity; phosphotyrosine residue binding. Gene Ontology annotation, biological process: small GTPase-mediated signal transduction; positive regulation of peptidyl-serine phosphorylation.